UGAGAGUGAGAGAGGGUGUGCUGGGGUUUUUAUUUUUUUUUAAAGUUGUUUUAAGUGAGGCACGUCAAUGGCAUACAAGGGUGAAACUGUAAAAACGGAGAAAAUCAACAGUGACCGGGAGUUGGGUUUUGCCUUCGGCUUUCGUUUCAUUUCGUCUCUCUCUCUCAGUGACCUGAGCAACAACAUAUUACUCUGUAUCAGCGAUCGAAUCGAUCUUCGCAGCCAUGGAUACUUCAAACCUCACUUCGCUUCCAGAGGACACUCUCGAAGACAAUGAACAACGAGCACCACAGCAACCCCGACCUCUCUCGGCCUUUGCCUCCCGCCCUGAUCGCCCUCCCACUCAGACUUCUUCACAAAAAUACUCGGCUUUAGAUUGGAAGGGGUUUUUCGACCAAGAAGAAGAUAUUAGAAUUCCGGACUCGGAUGAUGUUUUUCAUGUAUACACUGCAGGAACAGAGGGCCCAGUUGUUUUCUGUCUGCAUGGAGGUGGUUACUCAGGGCUCUCUUUUGCCUUGUCAGCAAGUAAAAUUAAGGAGAAAGCUCGGGUAGUUGCUAUGGACUUGAGAGGACAUGGAAAGUCAACCACAGAAAAUGAGACUGAUCUUUCUAUUGAGACUAUGUGCAAUGAUGUUCUGGCUGUUGUGAAAGCAAUUUAUGGAGAUUCACCUCCUGCAAUUGUGCUUGUCGGCCACAGUAUGGGAGGGUCAGUUGCUGUGCAUGUUGCUGCAAAGAGAGCAUUGUGUAGCUUGGCUGGGCUGGUUGUUGUCGAUGUUGUAGAGGGAACAGCUUUGGCUUCAUUGAUUCACAUGCAGAAAAUCCUGUCAAGCAGGGUGCACCAUUUUUCAAGCAUUGAAAAAGCGAUUGAAUGGAGUGUAAGGGGAGGCUCUUUGAGAAACAUUGACUCUGCUCGGGUGUCAGUACCUACGACAUUAAAGUAUGAUGAUUCAAAGAAAUGUUACAUUUACAGAGCACGAUUGGAAGAAACAGAACAAUAUUGGAAAAGCUGGUAUGAAGGUCUUUCAGAAAAGUUUUUGUCAUGUCCCGUUCCAAAGCUCCUGCUGUUAGCUGGAACAGACCGACUGGACAGAGCUCUGACAAUUGGUCAAAUGCAAGGCAAGUUCCAAAUGGUUGUUGUAAGGCAUACUGGCCAUGCCAUACAAGAAGAUGUACCCGAUGAAUUCGCGACACUAGUAACUAAUUUUAUAUCUCGUAACCGCAUCGGCCCUCGCGGAGUUGAGAUUCCAGGACUCCGUCGGCCAUCCCAGACCAACCCUUGAAUCAGUUGUUCGGAGAAUAAUCAAUGACGUGUGUUGUCAUACUAACAGAGAGAAAUCGCAUAUUUGGAUUUUAUUUGGAUUUAUCUUCUUCUUGGUUGGUAAAUGUGCUGGGAAAGCAUUUAAUUUGACAAAAUGAUAAUUGCCAUUAGGUUAAAUAUGUAUAUCAGUUAAAGAAAUGUUGGAGUGUGUUUAGAAAUAAAGAUAUUACAAUCUAUUAUCCUUUCUUUUGGUUA
Prunus persica (peach) is the source of this 1513-nucleotide messenger RNA. RefSeq names its product protein phosphatase methylesterase 1. Gene Ontology annotation, molecular function: protein methylesterase activity. Lineage: Eukaryota; Viridiplantae; Streptophyta; Magnoliopsida; Rosales; Rosaceae. The transcript has 13 exons. Bases 225 to 1280 code for a protein of 351 amino acids. Gene Ontology annotation, biological process: protein demethylation. The record is from RefSeq and is a predicted model, not a curated record.